This is a messenger RNA of Ilex paraguariensis (yerba mate), 2186 nucleotides long. The record is from the annotation of a GenBank genome assembly. NCBI's taxonomy places the organism in Eukaryota, Viridiplantae, Streptophyta, Magnoliopsida, Aquifoliales, Aquifoliaceae.
UUGAUAAACUUCCUGUCUCCAAUCCUCGUUGAUCUCAACAACCAUGACAAUACAGGAGAAUAAGUUAAUGCCUAGAACAAAUAAAAGACUUCUGGUAGACUUCCAUAACAUUUAAAAACCUUAACAAGACAUCACAUCUUCCAAAAUACAGCACACCAACGCCUUGAAUAUCCUCUUCACCGUCUCUACUGAAAAAUGCCACUGCUGCAUUCAUUAUCUUAACAAUCUCAAAACACAGUUCACACCAUAGACCAUAUCAUUCUCCCUCCUCCCUUAUCUUUCCUCUUGGUCAAUGAUCAAGCAGCAUACCUUACCCUCCCAUUCUCCCUCUCUAUUACACACACACACACGCUCUCUGACACAAUGACCAUUGAAGCACCAGAACCAAACCCCACGUCAGAUCACAUCUUAGAAUGGUUAGAAGGUUCCAUAUUACACCUUCCAUCAUUCUUUGAUGAUCCAUACUACUCUGGAGACAUCAACGGAGAUUCAUGGUGGGUUGAAGGUCAAGAUCUAGACCAAGAACUAAUCAAUAACAGUUCUACCUCUUUAAACAGCAACUCCACCAUUACCAGUGCCACUAGCACACCACCAACUGAUCCCGUCAGUAGUAAUCAUCCACCACUAUCUGAUUCAUCCAAGAAACGCAAAGUAUCUGAUGAUUUGGUUUCCAAGGGUUCCCAGAACCACCGAAAGAUUCAGAAUCGUCGGAUCAAUGAGGGCGAUGGAAUCGGCGAACAAGGAGUGACAGUUAGGAAAUCAGCUGGAACCAAAAGGGCAACAUCCAAGGCAGCAGGAAGUAACUGUAAUAACGGUAAUAACAAAGAAGGAAGGUGGGCAGAGCAAUUGCUCAACCCAUGUGCUGCAGCCAUCACUGCAGGAAAUUUGAUGCGGGUUCAACACCUCCUGUACGUUCUCCAUGACCUUGCCUCCUCCACUGGUGACGCCAACCACCGACUUGCCACUUAUGGCCUCCGAGCACUAAAGCACCACCUAUCCUCCGGCUUCUCCACUGUUUCAGCAGGGGCUCUUAGUUUUGCUUCUGUUGGACCAAAAUUUUUCCAGAAAACUCUGAUCGAUUUCAACGACAUUAAUCCAUGGUUUCGCAUCCCUAAUAACAUCGUGAACUCCUCGAUUCUCCAAAUACUCACAGAAGAAGAUCGCCCGCAAAACCUUCACAUCCUUGAUAUUGGAGUCUCUCACGGUGUUCAGUGGCCAACACUCCUGGAGGAACUGACACGCCGAUCAGGUGGGCCGCCUCCACUGGUCCGUCUUACUGUUGUUACUCCCACCCCUGACAAUAAUCAAACUGGGGAUACACCAUUUGCAAAUGGUCCACCAGGUCAUAAUUAUUCCUCGCAGCUCCUUGGCUUUGCUAAGGCCAUGCACAUCAAUCUACAGAUUAAUAGACUUGAUAACCUCCCAUUACAGAAUUUGAAUGCUCAAGCCAUUAACUCCUCCCCUGAAGAAACCUUAAUUAUUUGUGCCCAGUUUAGACUCCACAAUCUAAAUCACCACACCCCAGAUACCAGAACAGAGUUCUUAAAAGUAUUGAGGAGUUUGGAGCCAAAAGGGGUGAUUUUGUGUGAGAACAACAUGGAUUGUAGUUGCAACAACUGUGGAGACUAUGAAACAGGAUUCUCAAGGAGAGUGGAGUACUUAUGGAGGUUCUUGGAUUCAACCAGUGCAGCAUUUAAAGGGCGUGAGAGUGAAGAAAGGAGGAUGAUGGAAGGAGAGGCUGCAAAGGCAUUGAUAAACAUAGGGGAGAUGAAUGAAACGAAAGAGAAGUGGUGUGAGAAAAUGAGAGUUGUUGGCUUUGUUGGGAGGAUGUUUGUAGAGGACACCAUUGACGGAGCUCGAGCAUUGUUGAGGAAGUAUGAUAGUAAUUGGGAGAUGAGAGUGGAAGAGAGAGAUGGUUGUGUGGGAUUGUGGUGGAAAGGGCAGCCUGUUUCAUUUUGUUCGCUAUGGAAGAUAAACACAGUACCAAAUGGCAGGGUAUGGACGCCUGAAGCAGCCUAAGAAGCUCGAGAUUUAGAAAUCUCAAGGAAGAGAGGAACUUUGAAAUUUGUAUUGUCUUUAAGGAAGUUAACUUUGAAACCCUAUUUAAUUGUCUAAGUUUCUUAGUGUAUUAUUUAAUCUAAGUUUUCAGAUUUGAAUGAUGCUGGUCAUUGUGUAAUAUGAUGGAU